Molecule: messenger RNA, 2732 nt
Organism: Solanum dulcamara
Lineage: Eukaryota; Viridiplantae; Streptophyta; Magnoliopsida; Solanales; Solanaceae
Product: probable receptor-like protein kinase At1g11050
Exons: 1
Coding region: 310-2244 (644 amino acids)
Biological process (GO): protein phosphorylation
Molecular function (GO): protein kinase activity; ATP binding
Source: RefSeq, a predicted model, not a curated record
UUUAUUAUCCCAAAUUGCCAUCUAUUUCUUGAUGCACGUUCCUAUUUGUUUCUUCUUGGCUAGUUAAUUUAUAAAAGCCAGCCGCCUUUACAAAAACUUUCAAGAUUCAGAAACAGAGAAUGAACCUACCAUUUUGACUCUGGCAGUGGCACAACCAUUCAACUACAAUACUCCACAGAUAGAUCAUCAAUCAUCAAAAACACUUUUUGGGCACAUAAUUCUGUUAACCAUAAAUAAAACCCCAUUAAAAAUGGUUUCUUGAAUCAAAAGAUCUCAUUUUUUUUUCUUUUCUCUGUAGAAGAAGUUAAGAUGAAGGGUGAUUUGUGGAUUGUGUGUUUGUUGUUCAGUUUAUUUUCUUGGGUAGUUUCAAUUUCAUCAGCUCAAAACUUUUCUGCAACUUGUCCUUUAGAUUUUGGCUAUGUUCUGAGAGCUCCAUGGUCUAGUUCUAACUGCAAAGUUCUGAAUUCAACUCCUCAGCUUCUUUCCAAUGGUUCUGCUAUUCCCACAUCAAGCAAAGGCCAGUGCUGCCAGAACCUUCUGUCCCUCUUUGGUGUUGCUAUGGCACAACACCUUAAAGAAACUUCUUUUUUCCGUUUACCCAAUCUGGAAACUUCUGUUUCUUGCAUCCAAGAAUUUCAAUCCAAGCUCAAUUCUUUGUCUCUGCCUUCAAAUCUUACCUCUUUCUGUUUUGACCCUAUUCAGUUUGUCAAUAAACCAAAAAUUUGUGCCUCAAUUCAGACCAUCCAAGAUUGGGAUAAAAGGCUGGGGAAUUCAACUGUUCUGGAUUCUGGUUGUAGGUCUGAUCUUCAGGAUUUAUCUGCCUGUGAUGGCUGUGUAGCUGCUGGCUUUAGAGUUCAGCAACAGUUGAUUGCAAUUGAUGGUAAUGCAUCUCAUUCCACUGAUUGUUUUUACUUCACUAUUUUGUAUGCUGCUGGUAUUGUCAAUGAGUUUGGUCCUGAAAGUACUGGUUCCAUGUCAUGUAUUUUUAGUAUUGAUUUGAAAAAGGAUAGUUCAUCAAGUAAACGACAUUUAGCACUAAUAUUUGGGUUGGCUGGAGCUGGUAUGGCAGUAUUAUGCAUGUCUUUGAUGUUGGGACUGUAUAUCUGGUGGAACAAAAGGUGGAGGAAAAAUGAUGAUGUGGAAAUGGAAAAUACGGUGUCUAGGCGAAGAAUGAGGCCUAAUACUGCUGUUUGGUUCAAAAUUCAGGAGCUUGAAAGGGCAACAGAUAAUUUUUCCCAAAAGAAUUUUAUAGGGAGAGGUGGAUUCGGAGUAGUUUAUAAAGGAACUUUAGCAGAUGGGACUAAUGUUGCUGUCAAAAAGAUUAUAGAAUCUGAUUUUCAAGGAAAUGAUGAGUUUUGCAAUGAGGUUGAGAUUAUUAGUAACUUGAAGCAUCGUAAUCUUGUAUCACUUAGGGGAUGUUGUGUGACUGAUGAAAAUAGGAUUGAAAGUGGGGAGAGUGAAAGGUUCCUUGUCUAUGAUUACAUGCCCAAUGGUAAUCUUGAUGACCAUUUAUUUGCUGUAAAUCAAGGUGGAAUACUGAAGCAACCAUUGACUUGGCCUCAGAGAAAAAACAUAAUUUUGGAUGUGGCAAAAGGACUAGCUUAUCUGCAUUAUGGGGUAAAGCCAGCAAUUUAUCACAGGGACAUUAAAGCUACUAAUAUUCUAUUAGAUGAAGAUAUGAGAGCGAGAGUGGCCGACUUUGGAUUGGUCAAGCAAAGUAGAGAAGGACAGUCUCAUCUUACCACCAGAGUGGCAGGAACGCAUGGCUACUUAGCUCCUGAAUAUGCUCUCUAUGGGCAAUUGACUGAGAAGAGUGAUGUUUAUAGCUUUGGAGUAGUUGUUUUGGAAAUAAUGUGCGGAAGGAAGGUCCUUGAUUUCUCUUCAGGAUCGCCUCGUGCUUUUCUGAUCACAGAUUGGGCUUGGUCGAAGGUAAAAGCUGGAAAGACAAAUGAAGUUUUGGAUACCAUCCUAGUAAAGACUGAGGAUUCAGUAAGUGCAAAUCCAAGGGGUAUAAUGGUGAGAUAUCUCCUCGUUGGAAUAUUAUGUGCUCACGUGAUGGUGGCCUUGAGGCCAACUAUAUUGGAUGCACUGAAAAUGUUAGAAGGAGAUAUUGAGGUUCCUGAAAUUCCAGAUAGACCAGCACCUCUUGGACAACCUUCAUUUUAUAAUGCUAAUGGUAACACAUUCAGCAUAUCACCAGCCUUGAGUUGCUUGCAACUGCCUGCUGGAGACAUGCUCAGGUGACCAUAUGAGGUUUUCUCAUAUUGCAUCCUUUUCUUGCUUAUCGAGAUUAGGAGAAAGCUAAUGAAAUUUCUGCUAGAGUUGAACCUGGGAAGCAAGAGCUUGGUAAUUUUUUUGAUCAAAUAAUAUUAGCUCGAGACUUCUCUUGUUUCCGAUUUCCUGUCAACAGGGACAUACUUAGAAAUCUCAAGUGUAGAAUGAAAUCGGAAACACCAUCUACUUGUCCUCCAGCUAAACAAAACCAAGAGGAUUUGGAGUUCAACUAGAUUGCCAAUUCCUUGGAAGACAGAGUUUCUUCUUUCUUUCAUUCUUUCCAACAGCCUAGAGCUUUUGACAAUCUUUGUUUUAGGCAAACUGCAGAUGUUGUAAAAAUUAGUAAUAGCUGAUAUUCCUCUGUAAUAUAUAGCUAGCUUGCUUCAUUCAAGGCCACGGUGCCCCGUGAUGUAUGUUGCAGUCUGUAAAUUCAUAUGUCUACAUGUUUAUGUUUCAAA